AUAAAAGUCUAGCUGGAGUCUCUGUUCAGUGACAUCCUUACCUUUCUAAUCAGAGACUCUCCUCUUCAGAAGUUUUGCAUUAGAUUUGCAAAAUGAUGACCAUAUCUUUGAUCUGGGGGAUUGUUGUAGCAGUGUGCUGUUGUUUAUGGCUUAUUCUUGGAAUGAGGAGAAGACAAAUGGGUGAACCACCUCUGGAGAAUGGGUUGAUUCCAUACCUGGGAUGUGCUCUGAAAUUUGGUGCCAAUCCUCUUGAGUUCCUGAGAGCAAAUCAAAGGAAACAUGGUCACGUUUUCACCUGCAGAUUGAUGGGAAACUAUGUCCACUUCAUCACAAAUCCCUUGUCAUACCAGAAGGUGUUGUGCCAUGGAAAAUACCUGGAUUGGAAAAAGUUUCACUUCACUACUUCUGCAAAGGCAUUUGGGCACAGAAGCAUUGACCCGAGUGAUGGAAAUACCACUGAUAAUAUAACUAAAACUUUCAUCAAAACCCUGCAGGGCGAUGCCUUGAAUUCCCUCACAGAAGCCAUGAUGGAGAACCUCCAAUUUGUCAUGAGACGUCCGCUGGUAUCUAAAUCAAAGACGCCUGUCUGGGUGACGGAAGGGAUGUAUUCCUUCUGCUACCGAGUGAUGUUUGAAGCUGGGUAUUUAACCCUCUUUGGCAAAGAUCUUACAGGGCAAGAUGCACAAAAAGGACUCAUUCUGAAUAACCUUGACCACUUCAAGGAAUUUGACAAAAUCUUUCCGGCUCUGGUAGCAGGCCUCCCCAUUCAUGUGUUCAAGACCGCACACCAUGCUAGGGAAAAACUGGCAGAGGGCUUGAGGCAUGAGAACCUUGGAAAGAGAGACCGCAUCUCGGAACUGGUCAGGUUUCUGAAUGACAUGCUUUCCACCUUAGAUGACAUGGAUAAGGCUAAGACACACCUUGCUAUCCUCUGGGCGUCACAAGCAAACACCAUCCCGGCGACUUUCUGGAGCUUAUUUCAAAUGAUUAGGAGCCCUGAAGCAAUGAAAGCAGCUGCUGAAGAAGUGAGUAAAACACUAGAGAAUGCUGGCCAAAAAAUCAGCUUUGACGGCAGUCCUAUUUGUUUGAAUCAAAUGCAACUGAAUGACAUGCCAGUGUUAGAUAGCAUCAUCAAGGAGUCUCUGAGGCUUUCCAGUGCCUCCCUGAACAUCCGGACUGCUAAAGAGGAUUUCACUUUGCACCUCCAGGACAGUUCCUAUAACAUCCGCAAAGAUGACAUCAUAGCUCUUUACCCGCAGUUAAUGCAUUUUGAUCCAGAAAUCUACCCAGACCCUUUGACCUUUAAAUACGAUCGAUAUCUUGAUGAAAAUGGGAAGACAAAGACCACCUUCUAUAGUAAUGGAAUCAAGUUAAAGUAUUACUACAUGCCUUUUGGGUCAGGAGCGACAAUAUGUCCGGGAAGAAUAUUUGCUGUCCAGGAAAUCAAGCAGUUUUUGAUUCUGAUGCUUUCCUAUUUUGAACUGGAGCUUGUGGAGAGCCAGGUUAAAUGUCCCCCUUUGGACCAGUCCCGUGCAGGCUUGGGCAUUUUACCACCAUUAAGUGAUAUUGAGUUUAAAUAUAAAUUCAAACAUUUGUGAACAUGUGGUUGGAAGCAGAGGACGCGAGAUGAUAUUACCAGCCUGCAGACUGCCAUCAUGUAUCUGUCCCUUUGGA
Messenger RNA from Odobenus rosmarus divergens (Pacific walrus), 1674 nucleotides. RefSeq names its product cholesterol 7-alpha-monooxygenase-like. Gene Ontology annotation, biological process: bile acid biosynthetic process; cellular response to glucose stimulus; cholesterol catabolic process. Lineage: Eukaryota; Metazoa; Chordata; Mammalia; Carnivora; Odobenidae. The record is from RefSeq and is a predicted model, not a curated record. The transcript is spliced from 6 exons. The coding region runs from base 93 to 1598 and encodes 501 amino acids. Gene Ontology annotation, molecular function: iron ion binding; cholesterol 7-alpha-monooxygenase activity; heme binding.